GUGGACCAAUGAGAGAUGUCCGUUUCUGAAAACCCGGAAACAGGCUUCCCCCCCUCUGGCGGCUUGUUGUGUUGACGCUGCGGAUUCUGCGGCUGUUUGUUGUUUUCUGACGCGUCUCUGUCGUUUAUCAAUGGAAAGUGAGAAAACGCGUCUGUGUCCGUGAUCAGAGCUUCAUGUCCACCGCUUCUCCAGGUUCGUUCCAGUCACUGUGGUCGAACUGUGCUGAGCUUCUCCCAGUCCGUCCAUGGCUGAUCAGCAUGAGUCCAUCGAUCUCAUGUCUCCCCCGGUGGACCCAUCCGCAGCCGCAGGACACAGCUGGUUCCCUGGACCCCCUCCGCCCAUCUACUCCUGCACCCUGACCCCUGAGCUGGUGGCCAAGGCACGGGAGGAGCUACAGGAGAAACCAGAGUGGCGUCUCCGGGAUGUGCAGGCACUGAGAGACAUGAUACUGAAGGAACAGCCAAAUCUCAGGACGAGGCUGGACGACUCCUUCCUCCUACGAUUCCUGCGGGCCAGGAAGUUCGACUAUGACCGUGCGCUGCAGCUGCUGCUCAAUUACCACUCAGGUCGUAAAGCCUGGCCAGAGGUGUUCCAGGAUCUGAAGCCAUCCACAGUGAAGCACGUCCUGGACCUGGGCUUUCUAACGGUCCUGCCCCGGCCGGAACCCAACGGACGAUACAUCCUUUGUCUCCGGCCAGGAAAGUGGAAACCAAACGAUUAUCCAUUUGUUGACAACGUGAGGGCCAUUUAUCUGACGCUGGAGAAGCUGAUCCAGCCCGAGGAGACGCAGGUGAACGGUAUUGUCAUCUUGGCCGACUACACUGGUGUGGGCAUGUCGCAGGCGUCCAAUCCAGGCCCAUUCCUCGCCAAAAAGGUUGUGAGCAUCCUCCAGGAUGGAUUUCCAAUCAGGAUCAAGGCCGUUAACAUCAUUAACGAGCCGAGGAUUUUCAAAGGCAUCUUCGCUAUAAUUAAACCGUUUCUGAAGGAGAAGAUGGCAGAGAGGUACAUCCUCCACGGCUCAGACCUGCGCUCUCUGCACCGGAACAUCCCCCGCUCGGUUCUGCCGGAGGAGUACGGCGGCACCGCGGGCCAGCUGGACAUGUGCGCGUGGUCCAGGCUGCUGCUGGACUGUGAGGAGGAGUUCAUAGUGGAGUUUUGUCAGCCAGAUCCACUAGAGGGUGUGGUGCUCCCAGACUCCAUGUUAUUUGAAGGCGAGCAGAGCAGCGGGCAGGACGACGACACCUUCAGGGGGCUGCGCUCGCAACUCUACUACUGCUACUGAUGCACGCUGCAGCUGUGUAGGCUCCCGUCACUGAGAGGACAGUUUAUGUUUCGUUUGAAACAUAUUGACAGGGCAAUAUUCCACAUGAUUUAUUUUACUAACAAAGCAGCACUACUUUAGGCAGAUUCUCUGAUGUUCAUGUAGCCCAACGAUCAAUCAUGUUUCCAAGGCAGCUGCAGACUCAGGCAAGAGGCCUUUGACAUAAGCUGAUGCAUUUAGAGACGUUUUAUGGACGUUAUUGUUUCAUUGGCCUCUAUGGAUUAAUUUACAGUAUUUACAAAUUAUUUUAACAGUCAGGUGCCCGUAUGUGUAUU
Paralichthys olivaceus (Japanese flounder) is the source of this 1596-nucleotide messenger RNA. Lineage: Eukaryota; Metazoa; Chordata; Actinopteri; Pleuronectiformes; Paralichthyidae. The record is from RefSeq and is a predicted model, not a curated record.